AGGCUUUAUAGUGGGGUAUCUACAGUAUCUUUUUGGCGGUGAAUAAUGGCAGAAUAACAUUUUCCACCAAAUUUCCAAACUUUUUCGUUAUCGAUUUUCGAGAAAUCUGAAUUAGAAAACUUAUCAUCAUUCAAAGCCAUACAACUUCACACAAGAUGGCAAACCAUAUCACAAAACCAAAGAAAGCCAAGUCCAAGCGGACACCCGUCCGUUUACGGCACAAGAUCGAAAAAGCCUCCGCCGCAAAGCAGCGCAAGUCCAGAAAGGAAGCAAAGAAGAACCCACAAUGGAAGUCGAAGCUGAAGAAGGAUCCCGGUAUUCCCAACCUAUUUCCUUACAAGGAGAAGAUCCUUCAUGAGAUUGAAGAAGCCCGACGAAAGAAGCAAGAGGAAUUGCAACGACGAAAGGAGUUAGCCAAAGCCGCAAAGUCGGGCGCUGUCACAAAUGAGGCCGAGAACGACGAGUCAGCUUUGAACGGCGCAGAAGAAGAUGGCUUUGAUGGGUUUACGGACGAUGACGAUGCGAUGGACGAGGGUGAAGAUGCAGAUGUGGACGACAGCACCAAUCCCAUGGCGGCACUUAUAGCGAGCGCAAGAGCUGCCGCUGAGAAGUAUGAUCGCGAAUUACAGAGCGGAGAUGAGAUGGAAGAGGAUGAUUCAUCUGACGACGAUGCUGAUUCCGAAGGUGGCGCUGAACUGCGCGUUCAGGGUUCCUCGCGGAAGGCGCAUGACAAAGUCUUCAAGCAGGUGGUGGAUCAAGCGGACGUUGUACUCUACGUCCUAGAUGCGAGAGAUCCGGAAGGCACUAGAUCAAGAGAGGUCGAGCGAAUGGUGAUGGCUGCCGCAAGUGGUGGAAAGAGGUUAAUACUUGUGCUUAACAAGAUUGACUUGGUUCCUCCGCCUGUUCUCAAAGCUUGGCUCAUUCAUCUACGACGAUACUUCCCUACGCUCCCAUUACGCGCUUCUGGAUCCGCUCCCAAUGCGCAAACCUUCAACCAUCGCGAUCUUACCGUCCAGAGCACUUCUUCCACCCUCUUUAAAUCUCUGAAGUCUUUUGCUGCCUCCAAACAGCUAAAGCGCGCGAUAUCAGUCGGCGUCAUCGGAUACCCCAACGUUGGAAAGUCUUCUGUUAUCAAUGCGCUUCUUUCGAGAUUAGGUGGCCGAGGAGGCGCGGCGGCUUGUCCCGCAGGUGCCGAAGCAGGAGUUACCACAAGCAUUCGCGCUGUCAAGAUUGAUAGCAAACUGACUCUUCUCGACUCCCCCGGUAUUGUCUUCCCCUCAGCGCCAGAGGGCGAGUCUGCCGCAAAGAAGGCUGUUGAGGCCCAUGCUCACCUCAUUCUUCUGAAUGCCAUACCGCCAAGGCAAAUCGAAGACCCAAUCCCCGCCGUCACAUUGCUUCUCAAACGCUUAUCGGCUUCGCCCGAACUAUUCCAGAAGCUGAUGGACGUUUACGAUCUUCCCCCACUAUUGUCGACGCUUAGCGGCGAUUCCACGACGGAUUUCCUUGUACAAGUAGCGCGUAAGCGAGGCAGACUCGGACGCGGUGGCGUGCCGAAUCUUACUGCGGCGGGUAUGACAGUAGUGACGGAUUGGCGAGACGGUCGCAUCCAAGGCUGGGUUGAUGCUCCCGUACUACCGGUCGCAACCGAGAUAUCUAGUACGGGCGACGAAGCUAGCCAAGGCGCGAUACCAGACCAGAAGGAGAUCGUGACAGAAUGGGCCAAGGAGUUCAAGCUUGAAGGCUUAUGGGGCGAUGAUGGGGAGGAUGCGAAGUCGGGCGACGCUAUGGUACAGUGAUGUGGUCAGUCACAAAGGUAUCGAUGUUUCGGGAUGGGGAUUGAUACACAUUUCUCUGCAGCUCUGGGUAGGAGUUAUAGGUGGGGAAAACGAAAGGCAUUCAAGCAAGUCGUGCCAUUCUUUGGUUUUGAUAGUAAUGAAGUCAUUUCAUGCAAUCAUUCUGACUACUUGCUCAAUAUUCUACAGCAUCCAAGAAGCCAUAUACGGGAUUCCAAAGCCUAGGGGCAUCCCUGGAUCGUAUAUAUUCAUAUGGAUAAAUGUGGUACCCAUGAGACCUCUAUUUACCUUAUAUUACGCCGUAGGGAUCUUGUGAAUAGCACCAAAACGUCGAUUACAUACUAUUCAGGUACCUAUGAAUGUGGCUUCCAUGACUCUCACUCCUAGCCAUCUGUAUGUAAUACGGCUCCCGCUGCAUCACAAACCACAUACUAUGCCAUGCUAGAGAAUCGCAACAAUAGGU
Molecule: messenger RNA, 2256 nt
Organism: Hypoxylon fragiforme
Lineage: Eukaryota; Fungi; Ascomycota; Sordariomycetes; Xylariales; Hypoxylaceae
Product: P-loop containing nucleoside triphosphate hydrolase protein
Exons: 2
Coding region: 156-1796 (546 amino acids)
Cellular component (GO): nucleolus
Molecular function (GO): GTP binding
Source: RefSeq, a predicted model, not a curated record